AUGGCGAUAAGGACUCAGUACGAGAACAGUAACGAAGUUGGUGUGUUUGCCACACUUACUAACUCCUACGCGCUUGUGACGUUGGGUAGUUCGUGCAAUUUCGCAAGCGUGUUCGAGGCGGAGCUUUUGCCGCAGAUCCCGGUGGUCCACACGACCAUAGGCGGCACCCGUGUCGUCGGGAGUGUUUCAGUUGGAAACCGCAAGGGUCUCCUUGUCUCGAGCAUUUGCACCGACACCGAGCUGCGCCACCUGCGCAAUUCGCUGCCAGAUGCGGUAGAAAUUCGGCGCAUAGACGACCGCCUGUCGGCCCUAGGGAACGUGAUUACGUGCAACGACUAUGUGGGUCUCAUCCACGUGGACAUGGACAAGGAGACCGAGGAGAUCGUGGAGGACGUGCUGGGAAUCGAGGUGUUCCGCAGUUCUAUCGCAGGGAACGCGCUGAUCGGGAGUUAUUGCCGUUUCCAGAACAAGGGAGGUCUGGUUCACGUGAAGACCACCACCGACGAGAUGGAGGAGCUGUCGCAGCUGCUUCAGAUUCCCCUGACCUCCGGGACGAUAAACCGGGGUUCGGACGUGAUUGGCGGAGGACUGAUUGCAAACGACUGGGUAGCGUUUUGUGGAAUGUCUACAACUGCCACGGAGAUUGCGACGGUGGAGCGCAUUUUCCAGCUGUCGCGUCCAACGGAGCUGGACUCUUCGGUCACCGACUCACACACGCUACGCAACGCGUUGAUCGACACGUUGAUUUGA
Molecule: messenger RNA, 750 nt
Organism: Babesia bigemina
Lineage: Eukaryota; Apicomplexa; Aconoidasida; Piroplasmida; Babesiidae
Product: translation initiation factor eIF-6 family protein, putative
Exons: 4
Coding region: 1-750 (249 amino acids)
Biological process (GO): assembly of large subunit precursor of preribosome; cytosolic ribosome assembly; ribosomal subunit export from nucleus
Cellular component (GO): nucleolus; cytosol; preribosome, large subunit precursor
Molecular function (GO): ribosomal large subunit binding
Source: RefSeq, a predicted model, not a curated record